AAAAAGAUUGGGGAUAAGGAAAAAACUGAAGAAAUGUGAAAAUUCAACGAUCAUUUUCAUGGCGAAGAGAAAACAGAUGCGAAAGGAGUUAUACCGGGACUCCUUUGAGCCUCGAAACGCUGGAUCAAAAUGCUCAUAGUGGAGAAGACCACAGACUUCCCCUCUACUGAGUUCUCUCUGGUGGAGGAUGUGGCUCUGCACUUCACCUGUUUGAUGGACAGGCUGAACGAGCAGCGCCUCUUCCAGCCUGACCUGUGUGACGUUGACAUCGUUCUGGUGCGUCAGCACAGCACCUUCCCGGCCCACAAGGGCGUGCUGGCGGCCUACAGCCCUUUCUUCCACUCCCUGUUUGCCCAAAGCAAACAGCUGCGACGGGUGGACCUGUCCCUGGAUGCCCUGACCUCGCAGGGCCUGCAGCAAAUCCUCAACUUUAUUUACACCUCCAAACUGCUGGUGAGCAGCCGCACUGUUCGUGACGUGCUCAACGCUGCCACCCUGCUGCAGAUGAGCGACAUCGCAGCCUCCUGUCGAGAGCUCAUCAGCAGCCACUCGCUGAGAACCACCUCCUCAGAAAUGGCCAAUCAGGAAGGGCUUAGCAGUGGCGACCCAGCUGCUGUGGCAGUGCCCCCUGUCCAGCUGUACCGGGAGAUCAAACAGGAGGCAGAGCUGGGGAGGGUGUACACGCGGGAGGGCAGCAGCCCCUUCUCUGUGAGGGUAGAGGAGGGUCCAGGGAAGACAGCUGCCCAGCCCAAACAGUACUACCAGAAGGAGGAGGGGGCGGGGGGCGGGGCUGGGGCGGGUGUGGCAGCCAUGUGCAAAGUAGAGGGCAAUGGGGAGGAGUCAAAGAAGUCAGAAGGUCACACUUCCUUCAACAGAGAUCAGAUCAUUGUUGAGGUCAACCUCAACAACCAGACCCUCAAUGUGUCAAAGGGAUCAGAGGGCAAAUCCACAGCUGCCGCAGAAACAGCCACCAUGUUUGGCCGUUGCCAUGACAAUGAGAGAGAUUCAGAGGAUGAGGAUGAAAAUGAGGAGGAAAACGAUGAUGCGGUUGGGGAAGAGGAUGAUGAUGAUCUGAAGGCGGAGGACAUGCUGGGCCAGAGCAGCGAAGAGGAAGACGAAGAGGAAGACGAGGAAGAGGAGGAAAACAACCUAAACAUUCCAGGCUUGGAGCAGCCAGCCAUGAUAGAUCGACCUCGCCGAGGCACCAGAGCCCUGACCAUGGCCGGCACCACCGCCUCCAUGCGGCAGACGCUGGCCGAGGCCACGCUGGCUAACCAGCGGCGGGGCCGGAAGAGGACGCUGGACCCGGAGAGCCUGGGCCAGAAGGUGAGGCUGGAGGAGAAGCAGCACUUCCCCUGUAAGAAAUGCCCGCGGGUCUUCAACAACCGCUGGUACUUGGAAAAGCACAUGAACGUCACUCACAACCGCAUGCAGAUCUGCAAUAACUGUGGCAAACGCUUCCUGCUGGAGAGUGAGCUGCUGCUGCACCAUCAAACCGACUGUGAGAAGAGCAUUCAGUGUGUAACAUGCGGCAAGGCCUUCAAGAAGCUGUGGUCGCUACACGAGCAUAACAAGAUCGUCCACGGCUACGCUGAGAAAAAGUUCUCGUGCGAGAUCUGUGAGAAGAAGUUCUACACCAUGGCUCAUGUCAGGAAGCACAUGGUCGCCCAUACGAAGGACAUGCCAUUCACCUGUGAGACGUGCGGGAAGUCGUUCAAGCGCAGCAUGUCCCUGAAGGUUCACUCUCUGCAGCACUCUGGGGAGAAGCCCUUCAAGUGUGAGAACUGCAGUGAGCGUUUCCAGUAUAAGUACCAGCUGCGCUCCCACAUGAGCAUCCACAUCGGACACAAGCAGUUCAUGUGCCAGUGGUGCGGAAAGGACUUCAAUAUGAAACAGUACUUUGACGAGCACAUGAAGACACACACGGGAGAGAAACCGUACAUCUGCGAGAUCUGUGGGAAAAGCUUCACGAGCCGGCCCAACAUGAAGCGCCACCGACGCACCCACACGGGGGAGAAGCCCUACCCCUGCGAGGUGUGUGGCCAGCGCUUUCGCUUCUCCAACAUGCUCAAGGCCCACAAGGAGAAAUGCUUCCGCGUCAGCAACCCCAUGGUGCCCGACGGCGCCGACCCCCUCGGCCUCGACCAGCCCCUGGCCUCGCCUGCUGUGGACUCGACCGGGCAGGUCCAGCUGGGGGCGGCGCUCCCUGCCACAUCUGUGACCACGCCCGCUGCUGCCUCCAGCCCCCACCCCCUCCACGGCACCCAGCUGUCCCUCCCCCUGCUACACUCGAUGGGGGGGCUGCCUCCCGCCCCACAUUUACCCCCACCGCCUCCCCUAUUCUCUGCCGGUAGGAUGAACUCCAACAACUAA
Molecule: messenger RNA, 2373 nt
Organism: Myripristis murdjan (pinecone soldierfish)
Lineage: Eukaryota; Metazoa; Chordata; Actinopteri; Holocentriformes; Holocentridae
Gene: zbtb47b
Product: zinc finger and BTB domain containing 47b
Exons: 6
Coding region: 130-2373 (747 amino acids)
Biological process (GO): regulation of transcription by RNA polymerase II
Cellular component (GO): nucleus
Molecular function (GO): DNA-binding transcription factor activity, RNA polymerase II-specific; protein binding
Source: RefSeq, a predicted model, not a curated record